AUGUCCCACGAACACUCACACGACGGCCCUCAUGGCCACUCGCACUCCCACGAGGGCGGCUUCAACGCCCAGGAACACGGCCACUCGCACGAGAUCCUGGACGGUCCUGGAAGCUACCUCGGCCGUGAGAUGCCCAUUGUCGAGGGCAGGAACUGGAACGAUCGUGCUUUCACCAUUGGCAUUGGAGGCCCCGUCGGCUCCGGCAAGACGGCCCUGAUGCUCGCCCUCUGCCACGCCCUGCGCGAGAAGUUCUCCAUCGCGGCCGUCACAAACGACAUCUUCACCCGUGAGGACGCCGAGUUCCUCACCCGCCACAAGGCCCUCCCCGCCCCCCGCAUCCGCGCCAUCGAGACGGGCGGCUGCCCGCACGCCGCCGUGCGCGAGGACAUCUCGGCCAACCUUGCCGCCCUCGAGGACCUCCACCGCGAGUUCGACGCAGACCUGCUCCUCAUCGAGUCCGGCGGCGACAACCUGGCUGCAAACUACUCGCGCGAGCUGGCCGACUACAUCAUCUACGUCAUCGACGUGUCCGGCGGUGACAAGAUCCCACGCAAGGGCGGACCGGGCAUCACGCAGAGCGAUUUGCUGGUUGUGAACAAGACGGACCUCGCCGAGAUUGUCGGCGCGGACUUGGGCGUCAUGGAGAGGGACGCGCGCAAGAUGCGCGAGGGCGGGCCGACUGUGUUUGCGCAGGUGAAGAAGAACGUCGCCGUGGACCACAUUGUCAACCUCAUGCUCAGCGCGUGGAAGGCGAGUGGUGCGGAGGAGAACCGUAGGGCCGCGGGCGGACCGCGGGCGACGGAGGGGCUGGAUAGUCUCAAGGCAUAA
Molecule: messenger RNA, 828 nt
Organism: Colletotrichum orchidophilum
Lineage: Eukaryota; Fungi; Ascomycota; Sordariomycetes; Glomerellales; Glomerellaceae
Exons: 2
Coding region: 1-828 (275 amino acids)
Molecular function (GO): GTPase activity; nickel cation binding
Source: RefSeq, a predicted model, not a curated record